AAAACCUACAGCUGUGAUGAGUGUGGGAAGGAUUUUACCCUGGCUGGAAACUUAAAAAGACACCAACUCAUCCACAGUGGAGUUAAACCGUACAGCUGUGACUUGUGUGGAAAGUCUUUUACCGAGGCUGGAAGCUUAAAAACACACCAAGUCAUCCACAGUGGAGUUAAACCGUACAGCUGUGACUUGUGUGGAAAGUCUUUUACCCAGGCUGGAAACUUAAAAACACACCAACUCAUCCACAGUGGAGUUAAACCGUACAGCUGUGACUUGUGUGGAAAGUCUUUUACCGAGGCUGGAAGCUUAAAAACACACCAACUCAUCCACAGUGGAGUUAAACCGUACAGCUGUGACUUGUGUGGAAAGAAUUUUACCCGGACUGGACACUUAAAAACACACCAACUCAUCCACAGUGGAGUUAAAGCAUACAGUUGUGACUUGUGUGGAAAGUCUUUUACCCAGGCUGGAGAAUUAAAAAGACACCAACUCAUCCACAGUGGAUUUAAACCGUACAGCUGUGACUUGUGUGGAAAGUCUUUUACUCAGGCUGGAAACUUAAAAACACACCAACUCAUCCACAGUGGAGUUAAACCGUACAGCUGUGACUUGUGUGGAAAGUCUUUUACCCAGGCUGGAAGCUUAAAAACACACCAACUCAUCCACAUUGGAGUUAAAGCAUACAGCUGUGACUUGUGUGGAAAGUCUUUUACCCUGGCUGGAAACUUAAAAACUCACCAACUCAUCCACAGUGGAGUUAAAGCAUACAGCUGUGACUUGUGUGGAAAGUCUUUUACCCAGGCUGGAAGCUUAAAAAUACACCAACUCAUCCACAGUGGAGUUAAAGCAUACAGCUGUGACUUGUGUGGAAAGUCUUUUACCGAGGCUGGAAGC
Oreochromis aureus is the source of this 891-nucleotide messenger RNA. RefSeq names its product zinc finger protein 492-like. Lineage: Eukaryota; Metazoa; Chordata; Actinopteri; Cichliformes; Cichlidae. The record is from RefSeq and is a predicted model, not a curated record. The transcript has a single exon. The annotation marks the transcript as partial. Gene Ontology annotation, biological process: regulation of transcription by RNA polymerase II. Gene Ontology annotation, molecular function: DNA-binding transcription factor activity; RNA polymerase II cis-regulatory region sequence-specific DNA binding.